CAGUGCGUCAGUUUAGUCACUUUUGAAAUAGUGUCCAACGCAGAAGUGCUGUUUAUUUUCUCAAACCAAAACCACCAACAAGUGACAUUAACCCACCAGAGGAAAUUUUCACAAAACACUCCGAAAAUCGUUCCACAAUGAAUGUUAGUGAUAUCAGAACCAAAUAUAACGAUAGAACGAAUUUGUUCUUGGAGGAGGACAUCGAGGUUAAAGAACCGUUUCAUUUAUUUGAAAAAUGGUUCAAUGGGGUAAGGGGACAUCCCGCUAUUGAGGAACCAAACGCCAUGUGUUUAGCAACAGCGACAAAAGAUGGUUUCCCAUCUGCCAGAUAUGUUCUGUGUAAAGGGUACAGCAAAGAAGGGUUCAAAUUUUUCACGCACUACACAAGCAGAAAAGGGCAAGAACUGGAAGAAAAUCCUCGCUGCGCACUUACAUUUUACUGGGCGCCCUAUAAAAAAUCUGUCCGUAUUGAAGGAAUUGCCGAAAAACUCCCGUUUUGCGACGCCGACGACUAUUUUCAAACCCGACCAUACCAAAGUCAAAUUGGGGCUUUGUGUAGCAACCAAAGUAAACCAAUCACAAGCCGCGAGGUUUUGGCGCGAAAAGAAGAGGAAUUAAAAGGGGUUUAUAGCGAAGGCGGUGUUCCAAGACCGCCACAAUGGGGUGGCUAUAUUGUCAAACCCACCAGCAUAGAAUUCUGGCAUGGCCAAACUGACAGAAUUCACGACAGGAUUAAAUUCAGAAAACCACGCGAUUCAAGUGAACCUGAUGGAAUUCUAACCCACCAAGGGGAAAAUGGGUGGAUAUAUGAAAGACUAGCUCCUUAGAGCGCUACUUUAGACUAAUUUUAAUUAUAGCUCGUUUAAGUCCAUCUGAACAUACCCAAUGGGUUGUGUGAUUAAAAACGUCUUCCUUUUUUAGCGCGUCUUCAAACUGGACAAUACCUCCCCCUACUCCAAAGUAGUGAGAUUUAGCGGCUAGAAAACUGUAUGUCAUAAGAAAAAUUCAUCAAUUAGGUCUCAAUUAGUAUAGGAAAAGGAUACAUUUCUCCAUUUUUAUGUAGUAAGUCACGAAAUAUAGUCAAUAUUUUUUUAUAAUUAUUUACGUUGUAUAUAGUCUCUGAGGUGAAAAUAAAAUCAAACUUGUUUUCA
Zophobas morio is the source of this 1151-nucleotide messenger RNA. RefSeq names its product pyridoxine/pyridoxamine 5'-phosphate oxidase-like. The transcript is spliced from 7 exons. Gene Ontology annotation, molecular function: pyridoxamine phosphate oxidase activity; FMN binding. The coding region runs from base 138 to 827 and encodes 229 amino acids. The record is from RefSeq and is a predicted model, not a curated record. NCBI's taxonomy places the organism in Eukaryota, Metazoa, Arthropoda, Insecta, Coleoptera, Tenebrionidae. Gene Ontology annotation, biological process: pyridoxine biosynthetic process; pyridoxal 5'-phosphate biosynthetic process.